AUGGAAGAUAAGGUUAAAGUCUGUUUACCAUGCCAAAUUGUGACACCGAUUUACACCAGAGAACCACUCCAGAUGUCUGUCUUGCUGGACAACCCAUUUGACGAAGUAAGUAUUGACUUUGCGUUGGUGAAUGGGGAAACUCUUCUUUUGCUGGUUGAUGAUUAUUCAAGAUUCCCGUUUGUUGAACCAGUGUCAUCCACCUCGGCGAGUGCCAUCAUACCGACGUUAGAUAAGUUAUUUGCCACGUUUGGAAUACCCCUGGUAGUUCGGACAGAUAAUGGACCACCAUUCAAUGGUGAUGAGUUUGUCAAAUUUUCUCAAGUGCUUGGUUCCAAACAUCGAAAAGUUACACCACUUUGGCCUAGAGCCAAUGGCGAGGUUGAAAGGUUUGUCAAGACCUUAAAGAGAUACAUCAAAGCUGCGAAGACUGAAGGAAAGAACUGGAGGAAAGAGUUACAAGUAUUUCUAAGCAAAUACCGAACAACUCCUCAUACCACCACUGGCGUAGCUCCUAGUGUGUUAUUGAUGAAAUGUGCUGUCCGCAACAAGAUCCCUCAAGCCAACAAUGUCGACCCUGUUUCUGAAAUAAUUCGAAAGCGUGAUUCAUCACAGAAAAUGAAGAUCAAAGCAUAUGCUGACAAGAAGUGUUAUGUAAAACCUUCUGAUAUCAACCUUGGUGAUUCAGUAUUAGUAAAGCGACCAUUCACCAUGAGUAAAGGAUCAACAGUUUAUAAUCCUAACCCAAUGACGGUUGUUAGAACGAAAGGGAGUAUAAUCACCGCCAAGAAUGCAGAUGCCUCCAUAAUGAGAAAUUCAUCAUUCUUCGAGAAAUUAACCUUUCAAGAAAUCAGCCCUCCGCAUGUUGAAGAAUACACUGAAGAGUCCCAAAUCCCGGUAUCUUUCCCAAAGGUAAAUCCUCCUACUACAUCUGAGCGUCAAAACCCUCCUACACAAGAAGUAUCAGAACCACCACCACCACAAGAAAGUUCCAGUAAUAAAGAUAUCCAAAACGGUCCUGUUGAAAUUCUGACUAUUGUACCUGAAACUGAUCAUGAAAAUGAACAACAACCGCCACUACGAAGGUCAACAAGGAGACAAAUUCCUAGGAAAAUACUUGAUCUAUAG
Paramuricea clavata is the source of this 1125-nucleotide messenger RNA. The record is from the annotation of a GenBank genome assembly. NCBI's taxonomy places the organism in Eukaryota, Metazoa, Cnidaria, Anthozoa, Malacalcyonacea, Plexauridae.